Exophiala dermatitidis NIH/UT8656 is the source of this 2007-nucleotide messenger RNA. RefSeq names its product DEAD/DEAH box helicase. Lineage: Eukaryota; Fungi; Ascomycota; Eurotiomycetes; Chaetothyriales; Herpotrichiellaceae. The record is from RefSeq and is a predicted model, not a curated record. Bases 1 to 2007 code for a protein of 668 amino acids. Gene Ontology annotation, molecular function: hydrolase activity; DNA binding; ATP binding. The transcript is spliced from 2 exons.
AUGCUAGGGCACUGGACGCGACUUGCUCGAGUCACACGUGCAGCGCAAUGUCUCCUACGGCCCCAACCGACCAGGCGCUCGCUUGCCAGCGUCCUCAAGACAAGCCCGAGUCCGGCAACAUUUCGUGAAGAAGGCAUACGGCUUCGCGAGUAUCAAGAAGAAUGCAUCCAAUCCGUCCUAUCCUACCUUGAAAAAGGCCACAAGAGGCUAGGAAUCUCGCUUGCAACAGGUAGUGGCAAGACGGUCAUCUUCACCCAGCUCGUUGAUCGAGUCGCGCCACCGACCAAAGAUGCUCAACAAACGCUCAUCCUCGCCCACAGGCGAGAGCUGGUGGAACAGGCAGCGCGACAUUGCGCAAAAGCGUACCCGGAGAAAAGCAUCGACAUCGAAAUGGGCGAGAUACACGCCUCUGGCGCUGCAGACAUAACGAUCGCCUCUGUUCGAAGCUUACUGUCCGGCGACCGACUGGACAAGUACAAUCCGCGCAGGUUCAAGCUUGUACUGGUGGACGAAGCACACCACAUCGUGGCGCCCGGAUACCUACAAAUACUGGACCACUUUGGGUUGAAGGAGCAAAUAGGAGUUUCAGAAGACACUCCUUGUCCGGCUCUUGUUGGCGUGUCGGCGACAUUCUCCCGAUUUGACGGGUUGAAGCUGGGCGCGGCCAUCGACCAUAUCGUCUACCACAAGGACUACGUAGACAUGAUCGGCGAGAAAUGGUUGUCCGACGUCAUGUUCACCACGGUCAAGUCACGCGCCGAUCUGUCCAAGGUUGGGUCUGGAAGAGACGGCGACUUCCAGACAGGACAGCUCUCCGCUGCAGUCAAUACGGACGUCACCAACGAGAUCACAGUGCAGGCAUGGAUGGCGGAGGCGCGAGAGCGCAAGUCGACGCUUGUCUUUUGCGUCGAUAUCAACCAUGUGGUCAGUCUGACUGAGACUUUUCAGAACCAUGGAAUCGACGCACGAUAUAUCACGGGGUCUACGAAGAAAAGGGUGCGUGGCGAGCGCCUCGAUGCGUUUAGGAACCGCGAGUUCCCUGUCCUGCUGAACUGUGGUGUCUUUACUGAGGGCACCGAUAUGCCCAACAUCGACUGUGUUCUUUUGGCACGGCCUACCAAAUCUCGCAAUCUACUCGUUCAGAUGAUCGGACGCGGUAUGCGUUUGUAUCCUGGAAAGACGGACUGUCAUGUCAUCGACAUGGUGGCCUCUCUUGAAAUCGGCAUUGUCACCGUUCCGAGUCUCUUUGGUCUCGAUCCGUCCGAGAUGGUCAAAGAGGCCCGGCCGGAUGACCUGAAGAGUCUGAAGGACAAGAAGGAGGCCACGAACAACAACGAGCGCUCCGUAACAACAGACUCUGUUGUGUCUGCAUCUGUACCUGACCAUCAUCUUGAUUUCACGCAUUAUGAGACAGUCCACGAUCUGAUAGAGGAUAGCUCGGGAGAACGACAUGUGCGCGCCAUGUCCCCCAAUGCCUGGGUCCAGGUCGACUCGCACAAGUAUAUACUUGCCGCGAGGGGCGGCAUCCUGACACUUGAACGACGGCUGGCAGAUGCCAGCGAUGCUUACGUCGUCAUCUGGAAGCACCAGCUGCCACCAAGUGAAGCAAGCAAGUCGCCCUGGUCACGACCUCGCACCAUCGCCACAGCAGCAACGCUCUCCGACGCCCUCCACGCCGCCGACACAUUCGCAUCCAGCAAAUUCGAACGCGUCAUGAUUGCCACGCAGUUGUCGUGGCGGAAGGGGCCCGCGUCCAAGGGCCAACUCGACUUUCUGAACCGGUUGCGUGAUGUUACUGCAGACGAUGGUGUCGAGCCCUUGACUGAGGACCAGGUCACCAAAGGCCAGGCGGCCGAUAUGAUCACCAAAGUGAAAUUCGGCGCACGAGGCCGCUUUGAUAAAUUGCAGGUAUCGAUGAGGAAGGCCGAAAAAGCAGGUCUGAAGAAGCGGAAAGAUAUGGAAAGGAGAGCAAGGGAGACGGUGAGUGUAGGUCCUUUGGAAGCUUAG